UCCAGCUGUCUUCAAGGCUUGAUCAGACUCAGAAUAAGGAUAUUUGAUGAGACCCGAGUCUCCUACAAAAGCUCUAUAUAAUGCUGGACAUUGGAACCAUCCAGACUUAGAAGAACUACCUGGGCGACCAGGAGUAAAACCUCAGAGUGUCACAGUGAGGCUGUCUUCAAAGGAACCAAAUGAAAAAGAUGAUGGAGUUUUUAAUGCUCCUGCACCACCACCCAAAGUGAUAAAAACUGUGAUAAUACCUACUCAGCCCUACCAAGAUGUAGUUACUGCACUGAAAUGCGGAAAAGGAGACAAAGAAGUAGGCAACUAUGUACAGUUUUAUUGCACUUAGAUAGAAUUUUGUGUGUUAUCCAGCCUUUUAAUGUCUUGAACACACGUUAGUACCCUGGUUCUCAAUUUUGAACCACG
Molecule: messenger RNA, 417 nt
Organism: Vicugna pacos (alpaca)
Lineage: Eukaryota; Metazoa; Chordata; Mammalia; Artiodactyla; Camelidae
Source: RefSeq, a predicted model, not a curated record